AUGUCGAUCAAUCGUGUGCUAUCUUCUGUGUUUCUUGCAGUCGUACUUUUGACUUUGGCGAUUAACUCUGGAGCCAGGGCGUUUCCCUUGGAUCACGAUGACACACCCAGAGCAGUUAAACGUGAUCUUGGAUCGGUGUUGCAUAAGCCAAGCAACAACCCUGAGACUGCACAAAUUGCACGCCCGAUAGUUUCCGGACUAUCAACUUCCACGAUCCAUAAGUUGAAGCCAGUCAAAAAUUUGACUGUGGCUUCAACUGAGGCAAAGCCCGGCCACGCAGCUCAGUCAAAGAACUCGACAACCUCCAAGACACCGGAGCUACCAAACGUCAAGCCUGGCACAAAGCCUCCCAAGAAUCCAACCCCUCCUAAGACUUCCACUAAUUCAACUCAUGAGCCUCAAAAGCCAACAGUAUGUCGAAAGAAUCCCAAGGCUCGGUUACCCCGAACCAUCAAACCCAAAGCUAAGGUACACAUUGAUUCUACCCCUUUGACGGAAAAGUGGGAAACAUAUAAUUAUUAUAAGCAAUGA
This is a messenger RNA of Melampsora larici-populina 98AG31, 531 nucleotides long. RefSeq lists its product as uncharacterized. The coding region runs from base 1 to 531 and encodes 176 amino acids. The record is from RefSeq and is a predicted model, not a curated record. Lineage: Eukaryota; Fungi; Basidiomycota; Pucciniomycetes; Pucciniales; Melampsoraceae. The transcript is spliced from 4 exons.